ACUAACUAGAAAUCCAAUCUAGCGUCUUGAUCAGCUUCGAUCCGAAGGCAAAAGUCCCGAUCUGAUGCGUCGUCUCGCAAAGGAUGCGCAAAAAUGGGUUGAGCUUCGAAGCAUCUUGCAAGAUCAGGUCCGUGGUGCGAAGGAGUUUGUUACGGACUACUGUCAAUACUUCAACGCAAAUAAUACCCCUGAGGACCUACAGUCAGUUAUAGAAGAAUUUGAACAAAACACCAACACCCGUAUCGGCCAAUUAGACCAAACAAGCAGAGAUCUCCUACAAAUUGAAUUUGCAUGGGCUUCAAUCACGGAGACCAGAAUCUCAACUAGACUGGGACAAAAUGUCAUGCUGCUCACAUAUGCGCUCUGGGCCAUCCCAAAUAUUAAUGAAGGUAGUACGAGAAACCCCUUUAUUAUCACCUCGGUAAUUGUUGGCUUGGUAACCUUGCUUAUCGCCUUCAAUCUCGAGAAACUCUUGGGAUCUAUUGGACAGGUGUACAACUACUGGCGUACAAAGGUGAUCGAAGAUAUGCGAAGCGAUAAAAAUUGGAAAGAAAAAGGGGAAAGGCUUGAAGACCUAAACCCUACCUGGAAGAAUCCAUCUGAGUGGUGGCUUUUUGAAUACAUGGCAUACAAGGGAACUGGGUUAUUAACUGGAAGGAGGCGAAAUAAAAGGGAGCAGCCAAAACUGAAUACCGGAGGCACUUGCUAAUACGCCUCAAAGAUUGCUUUGAGUGAGAUAAAAUAAGUGAUCUAUUAAUGAUAAUAAUUUGGGUGUCUUAAUAGUAGAAUAAUUUCAAAUAAGUACUAGGAAUUAUCUACAUUAUAGUAGUAGCGUA
Messenger RNA from Xylaria bambusicola, 836 nucleotides. RefSeq lists its product as uncharacterized. Lineage: Eukaryota; Fungi; Ascomycota; Sordariomycetes; Xylariales; Xylariaceae. Bases 65 to 709 code for a protein of 214 amino acids. The record is from RefSeq and is a predicted model, not a curated record. The transcript is spliced from 3 exons.